Messenger RNA from Hipposideros armiger (great roundleaf bat), 9853 nucleotides. RefSeq names its product DOT1 like histone lysine methyltransferase (gene DOT1L). Gene Ontology annotation, cellular component: nucleus. The coding region runs from base 484 to 5658 and encodes 1724 amino acids. The transcript has 28 exons. Gene Ontology annotation, biological process: DNA damage checkpoint signaling; DNA repair; regulation of transcription regulatory region DNA binding. NCBI's taxonomy places the organism in Eukaryota, Metazoa, Chordata, Mammalia, Chiroptera, Hipposideridae. Gene Ontology annotation, molecular function: histone H3K79 methyltransferase activity. The record is from RefSeq and is a predicted model, not a curated record.
CCACCGAGCAACGGAGCAACUCGAUUCCAAAAUCACUCCUGGGGACCCCCCGGAGUCCCCGCUGUCUUUCCCAAUCCUUGCACGGAGGGUGGGCAGCGGGGAGCCCGGGCCGGAGGCAGACGCGGCCACGGGAACCCCGCGCCUCGGAGGGGCGCCCGAGCCCGGGUUGCCGUUGCUUGUGCGGGGCUGGGACCCCCGUUCUCUCCCGGCGCCCCCCGCCCCCCAGGGCGGCGGGUGAGCUUGCCUUCCCGUGUUUCAUGUUUUGACAUUCAGGGUUUCUGUUUUUUUCUUUUUGGGAGUUUAUUCUUUAAGCUGUCAGUGUGUUUGGCUUUAUUUUUGAGGACAUCCUUCUUCGUCUCUCUAGUUCUUUUUUUUUAAAUUAGGUAUUUUGUCCGCCUAAUCUUGAGUGGCAGCACUGGCGGCACCAGAAUGAGUCAUUCUGUCCAGUAAUCUUGAGUGGGUGGGCUGGCUGGACCCUUGGAAAUGAGGCAUUCUGUCCUAAUCUUGAGUGACCCUUGGAAAAUGACAGGAAGAGGAAAUUUACAAAGGCGUCUGGUCUCCUGGGACAAACACCAUGAUGCUGCUCAUGAAAUCAUUGAGACCAUCCGAUGGGUCUGUGAGGAAAUCCCAGACCUCAAGCUCGCUAUGGAGAAUUACGUCCUAAUCGACUACGACACCAAAAGCUUUGAAAGCAUGCAGAGGCUCUGUGACAAGUACAACCGGGCCAUCGACAGCAUCCACCAGCUGUGGAAGGGCACCACGCAACCCAUGAAGCUGAACACGCGGCCGUCCAAUGGGCUCCUGCGGCACAUCCUGCAACAGGUCUACAACCAUUCAGUGACGGACCCCGAGAAGCUCAACAACUAUGAGCCUUUCUCCCCUGAGGUGUAUGGGGAGACCUCCUUUGACCUGGUCGCACAAAUGAUUGACGAGAUCAAGAUGACCGAGGAUGACCUGUUUGUGGACCUGGGCAGUGGAGUGGGCCAGGUCGUGCUGCAGGUCGCCGCGGCCACCAACUGCAAACAUCACUACGGCGUCGAGAAAGCCGACAUCCCAGCCAAGUAUGCGGAGACCAUGGACCGAGAGUUCAGGAAGUGGAUGAAAUGGUACGGAAAAAAGCAUGCAGAAUACACACUGGAAAGAGGCGAUUUCCUCUCGGAAGAGUGGAGAGAGCGGAUCGCCAACACAAGUGUUAUAUUUGUGAAUAACUUUGCCUUUGGUCCUGAGGUGGAUCACCAGCUGAAGGAGCGAUUUGCAAACAUGAAGGAAGGUGGCAGAAUCGUGUCCUCGAAGCCCUUCGCACCUCUGAACUUCAGAAUAAACAGUAGAAACUUGAGUGACAUCGGCACCAUCAUGCGUGUGGUGGAGCUGUCGCCGCUGAAAGGCUCGGUGUCAUGGACGGGGAAGCCAGUGUCCUACUACCUGCACACCAUCGACCGCACCAUACUUGAAAACUAUUUUUCUAGUCUGAAAAAUCCAAAACUCAGGGAGGAACAAGAGGCAGCUCGGCGCCGGCAGCAGCGAGAAAACAAGAGUAACACAACCACCCCCACGAAGGUGCCCGAGAGCAAGGCAGCUGCGCCUGCGGACACCCCUGUGGAUUCUGGUGCUGAGGAAGAGAAAGUGGGGACAACUGCCAUCAAGAAGCCAUCCCCCUCCAAAGCCCGGAAGAAGAAGCUGAACAAAAAGGGGCGGAAGCUGGCCGGCCGGAAGCGCGGGCGCCCCAAAAAGAUGAGCACUGCGAACCCUGAGCGUAAGCCCAAGAAGAGCCCGACUGCACUGGACCUGCUGCAUUCUCAGACCAUGUCCCAGACUGCCGCCGCCUCGCCGCAAGAUGCGUAUAAGUCACCUCACAGCCCGUUUUAUCAGCUACCUCCCACUGUGCAGCGGCAGCCACCUGACCAGCUGCUGCUGGCACCCAUCCCGCCUGCACUGCAGAAGCUGCUAGAGUCCUUUAAGAUUCAGUACCUGCAGUUCUUGGCAUACACGAAGACCCCUCAGUACAAGGCCAGCCUGCAGCAGCUACUGGACCAGGAGAAGGAGAAGAACGCCCGCUUGCUGGGCGCUGCACAGCAGCUGUUUGGCCACUGCCAGGCCCAGAAAGAGGAGAUCAAGAGGCUUUUCCAGCAGAAACUAGAUGAGUUGGGAGUGAAGGCGCUGACCUACAGCGACCUGAUCCAGGCGCAGAAGGAGAUCUCGGCUCACAACCAGCAGCUACGGGAGCAGACGGAGCAGCUAGACAAGGAUAAUAGGGAGCUGCGCACCCAGAGCCUGCAGCUGCUAAAGGCUCGGUGUGAGGAACUGAAGCUAGACUGGUCUACGCUGUCCCUGGAGAACCUGCUGAAGGAAAAGCAGGCACUGAGGAGCCAGAUCUCCGAGAAGCAGAGACGCUGCCUGGAGCUGCAGAUCAGCAUUGUGGAGCUGGAGAAGAGUCAGCGGCAACAGGAGCUCCUGCAGCUCAAGUCCUGCGUGCCGCCUGAUGACGCAGUGCCUGGUCACCUUCGCGGGAAGAGUGGCCUGGGCCGUGAGCUGGAGGCAGAGCCUGGCCGGCUGCACCUGGAGCUGGACUGCUCCAAGCUCUCACUGCCCCAUUUUAGUAGCAUGAGCCCGGAGCUCUCCAUGAAUGGCCAUGUGUCUGGCUAUGAGCUCUGCAGUGCGCUGAGCCGGCCCUCGUCCAAGCAGAACACCCCCCAGUACCUGGCCUCACCGCUGGACCAGGAGGUUGUGCCCUGCACCCCCGGCCACAGCAGCCGACCCCGGCUCGAGAGGCUGUCGGGCCUGGCCCUGCCUGACUACACCAGGCUCUCACCCGCCAAGCUGGUACUCAGACGCCACCUGAGUCAGGACCAUGCGGCCAACAGUAAGGCUGCUGCUGGCGAGCUGCACCCACGAGCUGAGCACACUAAGGAGAACAGCCUUCCAUACCACAGCCCGGGCCUCACCAACGGCAUCAAACUGAGCCCUCAGUACCCACGGUCCUCAUCCCCCAUGUCCUUACAGAUGACAGGAGAGAAGGGCAGUGAGAAGGGUCUGAAGGAGCGCACCUAUGCUAGCAGUGGGGAGGCCAUUACCAGCCUGCCUGUCAGCAUCCCGCUCAGCACCGUGCAGCCCAGCAAGCUGCCCGUCAGCAUCCCCCUGGCCAGCGUGGUGCUGCCCAGCCGCGCCGAGAAGGUGAGAAGCACCCCCAGCCCUGUGCCACAGGCACGAGAGUCCUCAUCCACACUUGAGAAGCAGAUGGGUGCUAAUGCCCAUGGCGCUGGAAGCAAAGGGCUUGCCCUGGCCCCCGCAGGUUUCUCCUACACCGGCUCGGUGGCCAUCAGCGGGGCCCUGGCAGGCAGCCCGGCCCCGCUUGUUUCUGGAGCCGAGCCCCCAGCCUUUGACGAGUCCUCUAGCUCAGGGAGCCUCUUUGCCACCAUGGGCUCCCGCAGCUCUACCCCGCAGCAUCCCCCACUGCUGGUACAGCCCCGGAACUCUGGCCCGGCCUCCCCUGCCCACCAGCUCUGCGCCAGCCCCCGGCUUGGCACUGCCCAGGGCCCGCUUCCUGACGCCAGCAAAGGGGACCUUCCCUCCGAGGCUGGCUUCUCAGAUCCAGAGAGCGAGGCCAAGAGGAGGACCAUCUUCACCAUCUCGGCUGGCACCAGCAGCACCAAGCAGUCGCCUUCCAACAAGCACAGCCCUCUGCCUGCGAGUAUCCGCGGGGACAGCAGCCAGAGCCACGGGCAGGACAGCCGCAAGCGGGGCAGGAGGAAGCGGGCGUCAGCAGGAACCCCCAGCCUGAGCUCGGGUGUGUCCCCCAAGCGCCGGGCCCUGCCAUCCGUCGCCAGCCUCUUCACACAGUCUUCAGGGUCCCCUCUCAACCUUAACUCCAUGGUCAACAACAUCAACCAACCUUUGGAAAUCACGGCCAUCUCGUCCCCCGAGAGCUCCCUAAAGAGCUCUCCUGUCCCUUACCAGGACAACGACCAGCCACCCGUGCUCAAGAAAGAGAAGCCCCUGAACCAAACCAAUGGGGCCCAGUAUUCCCCGCUGACCUCAGAUGAGGAGCCGGGCUCUGAGGAUGAGCCGGGCAGUGCCAGAAUCGAGAGAAAAAUUGCAACGAUCUCCUUAGAAAGCAAAUCUCCUCCAAAAACCUUGGAAAAUGGUGGUGGCCUGGCGGGAAGAAAGCCAGUGCCCGCCAGCGAGCCUGUCAACAGCAGCAAGUGGAAGGCCACCUUCUCGCCCAUCUCCGACCUCAGCCUGGCCAAGGCCACUGACAGCCCACUACAGGCCAGCUCCACUCUGGGCCAGAACUCCCUGUUUGCUUUCCGGCCCACCCUAGAGGAGCCCAGCUCAGUUGACGCCAAGCUGGCCUCCCACCCCAGGAAGAGCUUCCCCAGUGCCCUGUCGGCGGCCGGUGGGCUGAGCCCAAACAGCAACCCUCCCAAUGGCUUCGCCUUCAGUGGGGGCCUGGCCACUGACCUCAGUUUACACAGCUUCAACGAUGGUGCUUCUCUCUCCCACAAGGCCCCCGAGGUGGCCAGCCUGGGCACCCCCCUGAGCUUUCCCGCCCUGCGGGGCAAGGAGGGCAGCACAGAGUCUGGCCCCUUUGUGAACAAGAGGCAGCUGGACGGACUGAACAGCCUGAAGGGCGAGGGGGGCAAGGGCAGGGAGGCAGAGCUGGGCCUGCCCUCAUGCACGCCCUCAGACAAGGCCUCACUGGCACAUGGCAAGGCAGGCAAGGGCCGGGACCGCGAGCCUGACUUCAAGAACGGCCACAACCUCUUCAUUUCUGCUGCCGCCGUGCCCCCCGGGGGCCUCCUCAGCGGCCCGGGCCUUGCCACAGCAGCAUCUUCGGCGGGCAACAUGGCCUCCUCUGCCCAAACACACCGGCCCUUCCUGGGCACCUUCGCACCCAGCCCGCAGUUCUCCCUGGGCCCCAUGUCCCUGCAGGCCAACCUGGGAUCAUCCGUGCUGCAGUCCCUGUUCAGCUCUGUGCCGGCUGCCGCCGGCCUGGUGCAUGUCUCGUCCGCUGCGACCAGACUGACCAACUCACACGCCAUGGGCAGUUUUUCAUCCGGGGUGGCAGGCGGCGCAGUUGGAGGUGUCUUUAACCACGCGGUGCCUUCCGCCUCCUCUCAUCCGUUUGGAGCCAGUUUCGGCAGCGGGGCUGCGUGUCGCAGUGCCACGCUGAGCUUAACCCCGCUGCAGGCGGUGGCCAGCACCCCCGCCUCUUCCUUUCAGGCCCCGCCCUCCCUGGAGCCGCGGCAGCCCCCACCCCAGCCCCUGGGCCGGCCCCCUGCGGGGCCGCCUACCCUCCACGUGCCCCUUCCUCCUAACGCCGCCUUGCCUCCCGCUCAUGCGCUGCUCCCUGCUAACUCUGAGCCCGCGCUCCUGCAGAACCUGGCUCCCCUCCCUGCUAACCAAGCUUUCUUACCCGUCUCCUCUGCCGCUUCUCUGCCGCCUGCUAACGCCUCUCUGUCCAUCAAGCUCGCCUCCCUCCCGCACAAGGCCUCCCGCCCCUCCUUCACGGUGCACCACCAGCCCCUGCCUGGGCUGGCCCUGGCCCAGGCUGCGCCCGUGAUCCCACAGGCCAGCUCCACGGGGCCAUCCGCUGUGUGGGUUUCCCUUGGCAUGCCGCCUCCUUGUGCCGCGCGCCUUGCGGGGGUUAAGCCGCGAUAAAGACCUUGCUUAGCUAGCAGUUCUGUUAUGUAAGGUAAGGCUAGAGCCCAACCAGGUGGCCGGUAUAAGAAACUCAACUGUCCUUCCUUUCGCAGAGAAUAGACGGGUCCACAGCGCUCUGCGCAGCGACCUGGGGACUGAGGCUGCUCUUCCGUGGCUGAUGGGUGGAGACUCAGUUCUGAGAGGCGCAAAGGAAACAUAAGCGCAGGGUGGGAAGGGAGAUUGUGUGUGGCUGCCAUGCACAUUGGCCGCGCUAAGUGAUGCCUGAGUGCCAGCACAGAGCUCAGGAGGGGUGUGGUUAGCCCUUGCUGCCCGCCUGGACCUUCACACUAGGUUCCUCGUAGCACUCCUGACCAGGGGGCAGCACAUCAGGAAGGCUCUGCAGGCCAGAGGCUGCAUUCAGUCUUUCACGGAGGGGACCAGUUCAGUCUUGCUGCCAUUCUCCGGCUGUCUGUCUGCAGUGGUCAGGGACCCGGGCAGCCCCGGUGUGGGACCAUGGGGGCAGCUCAGAAGCCCACCUUGAUGUCUGUUUACUCCUGGGCCUCUCACACCCUGUUUACUUGAAUGCACCUUGUAGGGUUUUAGGAAAAUCCAGAGCAUUUAAGGCCCCUGGUACUAAGUGAGACUUCAGAAGAAAGCUGUACGUUGUGCUCUUUGGCUAGAGGUCCUUGCUGGAAGGCCCCACCGACAUACACCCCGGGACUGAUAGGCAGCAUGAAGGGCUGUCUGACAGAUGGGUAGUGCUCCUCCGGCUUCCAGGGAACUGGACCAGUGCAUUUUGCAUGUCAUUGUGGAGUCAGUGGAGAGCAGUGUAGGAAGGGCCCAUCUUUGGGAAUGGGAUGAGGAAGGUGGCCAUGAGGCCUUCGGGGAGGAUCCCAGUUUGCUCCUCUGCUGUCUGUGAGGGCUUUAGGGAGCUGAGCCCUGGAGCAGCUGACCCAGCCAAUGCUGGUGCCGCCUUAGCAUCCCCUGGGGUGAGGGCUUUCCCAAGCAAGACUACCACCUACAGGCAAGUGCUUGAGGAACAAAAGCCGGGUGCUGACCAGGCACUGCAGGCCAGGCGCAAGGUGUGCCUGCUGUUCUCAGCCUUUUGCAUGUGUUUAAGUGGAAAUAGACAUUAGGUCACAGGAGUCUGACAGCCUCCCAGUCAGGGCUCGGGUCUAGUGGGCUGUGCCUUGGUCCUAUUGGAAAAGCCUGGAAGGUAGGUUGGCUGUAGCUCACAGUGGCCUCUUGCCAUCAGAGAAGGUGCUGUGGCCAGGACUGCCUGGAAGAGGUCAGGGGUGUACACCUGCGUCUGGGCGUCAGGCUCCCCAUUUUGGCCUGCAGUGGACACCUGCCUUCUAUCCGUCCAUAAUAAGUCUCCCUGGGCUGCACAGCAACACCUCACUUAGGGGUAUGCAGGCUUGUCAGGACCCCCAUGAGCAGUGCCUAGCCUGUGGUGACCAGAGAGGGUCUCCAUUCCAAGGUUCCCAGGGAGGGGGGGAGGCCAGGAACCAGAGCCCCAUGAGGGCCUUGGGACGGUGACCUCCCACCUCUGGGCCAGGGGCAUGGCAUGAGGGUGACUGCGAUGAUCGCGUCCUGUCUGUCCAUCCAUCUGUAGGCUUUGGUUCCCCAGCCUGGGGACAUGUGGGCUUCUCUGAGUGAAACACUAACUCUGUGCUGCCUUUCCUCCUGCGCCGGUCUCUGCAGGUAACUAGGAUUUCUACCUCAACCGCGACACCUGUGUGAGGACAGGUGGGCCACAGGAACAGCGGCUAACCACCGGACAGCAGGACGGACUGAGGACGAAGCUGUGCCGUGAGUCCAUGCUGCACAGACAUGCAGGAGAUGCUGGACCUGGCUCCAGCUUGUACUGUUGAUAGUUUUAGAUAAAGUAUUUAUCAUUUUUUAAAAUGUAUAAACAAUUUUGACUUAUUUUAUUCCACCGAAGUCAUAAAGGCAACCUAUUGAGAAAUGUAAAUACUAUAUAUGAGAGGAUCUAUAUAAAGACAUUGACCCGACGGACUGGCCCGCCAGCGGAGACCCUGACAGCCGGGCCCGGUGCUAUCUCGCCGCCAGGCCUCACCGCCUCCACGUUCUCUUGGUGCUGACUCGAGGUUGACCAACGCCAAAACCAGCCCUUGCUGCACCCUUCCCGUCAUCCCACACUCUCCCGUACCAAAGGCACGCCUGUCUUCAGGUCGAAGGUGGUUCACUCGGUUUCUAAUGUCCCUCAGAAAAAGCCCUCUCCCCCCAUCACUGUGAACACUCCGGCCAGACUGUCAGCCCUGGGUCCUGGGACAGCGCCUAUGGUGUGGGAACGCGGGUGGGCCGCAGGGCGUCCUGAUGCUGCGGGAGGAGGCUGCUGUGAAUGGUGCUUGUGGGGGGUCUGGUAUCUGCCCCAUUGCCGGGCUGCUGGGAAACAAGUGCUUUACUUUGUACAUGCGUCUUGGACUUGGGCUUGCACAGCCCAGUGAGGCGUGUAGCCAGCCUGAGGUGGCUGGCCGGGGCAUGUGGCAGGUUAGCCGUGGGUGCCUGGUGUGUCUGUACAGAAGAGUCACGCUGACGAGUGACAGUAUUUUAUAGAGAUGUGAUGAAAAUUUAUAAAUUUCAUAGACUUGACUUCAUUUAUUUUUAGAUUGUAUAAUGCACAGUAAACUUAAAAGGGAGAAAGAAAAGUGAGGGGGGAGACUUUUUUAUUUAUUCAAGUGCACACAAGUGGCAUUGGCCCAGGGCCAGAGCACCCCUUGUCCCUCUGGUCAGCCCAUGCCACUGCUCCAUGUUUCCACUGGCCUUCCAACCCCGCAGCUGGGGUGACACCUGUCCCCACUGGAGUAGCCUCCAUGGUGCUUGGGAACUCGUGCCCGGGGGUGUGCGGGAAGGGCAGAGGCAGGCUUCGCAGGAAGGCAGGAGAGCUGUUGCUGAUGCUUCCAGGGUUGCCAGCAAGGUUCUUGGGUCCCUCCAGCACAGCCAUCUCUAACUAGUUCUGGAUCUGUUGUCUGUAGAGUCCCUGAAAAAGCGAGUCCAGAAGCCCUCAGGACCCCAUUGUGGGAGCUCCAGAAAGGGCUGGGCAGGUGCAGUCAGAGCCUGGGCCUCAGGUGCUUGCCCCCAGGAGGUGAUACCCUCCCACCCUCCCCAAGGAACAAAGAAAGUCCUCUUUCUAAAGGUAGGGCUGUGCAUAGGAAUUUGACCUGUUCUUGGAUUAAAGGCCUGAGCUCCACAUUCCCCAGCCUGGCCAACAGGGGCUUCUGCCAGGCCCCUGCCUGGGAGGGUUGGUGUGGGAGCCACUCCCUCCUGAUCCUUGGGGGCAAGGCAGGCCUUGGCUGAUGGGAGUGGGGGGGACGCCUGGGAGACCCUGCCUCCUGUAUAACCUGAGGUGGUGCCUGGCCCAGAGCAAAUCCAGGCUGAAGAUGGUGCUCGGUCAGGUUCUUGGAACCAGCUGCCCUGGCUCCCUUCCCUCCUGGUCAGUGCACGAAGGUGCUGUGUUCACCCCAAACCCCACAUCCUCCCUCAUCAGGAGCACAAGGCCCCCUAAAAAAGCUGCAAGGCUGACAACAGCAGUCACAGUACAUGGCGAGCCCCUGGUCUGGCACCAAGCAACCCUGUACUCAACACUGCAUCCCUUCUGCGUGACCAUCGGCCACCGUGGGGGACUUCCUACUGACACGCCCUAUCUGCCCACAGUAGUUAGCACUGGGGGUCUUUCUGUGCCCACCCUCUGAGCCCCCAUACCCUCCUGACUGGGAGAUCGAUCGGCCACUCUUGGCCGCCAGGGAGGGAAGGCCAUUAGGCCCCAUGAGGAGUGGGGUCUGGUCUCUGUGCAGAGACCCAGUGCUUCUGUGACCAUGGGCAACUUCAGGGAAGCCCAGGGCUGCAAGGGCACUUUGCUCAGGAAACCUAACUUGGACGACCCUCCCGGUCAGGAGGAGCCAGACUUCCUUUCAGCUAUGACUUGUAACUUAUUUAAGACCCACUCACCCCUUUAUUUAUCCGCGCCACUUGCUGUAGGAGGCUGUUUCUUGUUCAUACCCCACCCCACCCCGCCAUGAUUCCCAUUCAGCCUCAACCUUGACUAUUAACUCAGUUGGGGCCCUGCCUGCUUUGUGGUUCUAAUAGACUGUUUCAGUUGGGGGUGCUGGUGUGGCCUUCUUUCCCUGAGGGAACCCCACUGCAGUCUGAUUUCCAUCUCUAAACUGUAAUAAAAGACUUUUCACGUCAA